Messenger RNA from Auxenochlorella protothecoides, 1581 nucleotides. RefSeq names its product Pyruvate kinase, cytosolic isozyme. The transcript has 5 exons. Gene Ontology annotation, molecular function: pyruvate kinase activity; potassium ion binding; magnesium ion binding. The coding region runs from base 1 to 1581 and encodes 526 amino acids. Lineage: Eukaryota; Viridiplantae; Chlorophyta; Trebouxiophyceae; Chlorellales; Chlorellaceae. Gene Ontology annotation, cellular component: cytoplasm. The record is from RefSeq and is a predicted model, not a curated record. Gene Ontology annotation, biological process: glycolytic process.
AUGGACGGCAGGGCGGGUCCCACGACCGGGCCGGAUGCCAUCCUGUCCACCCAUCUGACUGGAGGAAAUAAGACCAAGGCGCGCGAGGGUUUGCGGGGUUGGUUUAACAGGCAUUGGGUCAUCUGUACCCUGGGGCCGGCAUGUAACAAUGUGGAGACCCUGAAGCAGAUGCUGGUGGCGGGGAUGAACGUGGCGCGCUUCAACUUCUCCCACGGCUCCCACGAGUACCACCAGGGCGUGCUGGACAACCUGCGCGAGGCGUGCCGCCAGACGCGCAUCAUGUGUGCGGUGAUGCUGGACACCAAGGGCCCCGAGAUCCGCACCGGCUUCCUGGAGGACGAGCGCCCCGUCUUCCUGGACGCCGGCCAGGAGGUGACCAUCACCACCGACUACGGGGUGCGGGGCAACAAGGGGCUCAUCGCCAUGUCCUACGCCAAGCUGGCGCAGGACGUGCGGCCCGGGCUGGUCAUCCUGGUGGCCGACGGCUCCAUCUCGCUGGAGGUGCUGUCCACCGACCCGGCGGCGGGCACGGUGCGCGCGCGCUGCCUCAACUCCGCCAAGCUGGGCGAGCGCAAGAACGUGAACCUGCCAGGUGUGAUCGUGGACCUGCCCACCCUCACCGACAAGGACAUCGACGACCUGCAGAACUGGGGCGUGCCCAACGAGAUCGACCUCGUGGCCGCGUCCUUUGUGCGCAAGGGCUCCGACCUGGACUACAUCCGCAAGGUGCUGGGCCCGCGUGGUCAGUACAUCAAGAUCAUCAGCAAGGUGGAGAACCACGAGGGCGUGACCAACUUCGACGACAUCCUGGACAAGUCGGACUCGAUCAUGGUGGCGCGCGGCGACCUGGGCAUGGAGAUCCCCACCGAGAAGAUCUUCCUGGCCCAGAAGCUGAUGAUCCAGAAGUGCAACCUGGCGGGGAAGCCGGUGGUGACGGCGACCCAGAUGCUGGAGUCCAUGACCAAGAACCCGCGACCGACGCGCGCGGAGGCCACCGACGUGGCCAACGCGGUGCUGGACGGCACGGACUGCGUGAUGCUGAGCGGGGAGACGGCGGCGGGGGCCUACCCCGUGGCCGCGGUGGCAGUGAUGACCAAGAUCUGCCAUGAGGCAGAGGCCUCCAUCAACUACACUGCGCUGUUCCGGGCCAUCAUGAAGCGCGUGCCGCUGCCCAUGAGCCCGCUGGAGUCUCUCGCCUCGUCGGCGGUUCGCACCGCGCACAAAGUCGGCGCCAGCCUGAUCGUGGUGCUGACGCGCGGCGGCGCCACCGCGCGCCUCGUCGCCAAGUACCGCCCCACUGUGCCCGUGCUCACGGUCGUCGUCCCCGUGCUCACCACCGACAACCUCACCUGGCAGUGCUCCAGCGAGAGCCCCGCGCGCCAGAUGCUCAUCUCCCGCGGCCUGCUCCCCAUCCUGGCCGAAGGCUCCGCCAGGGCCAGCGACAGCGACACCACCGACGAGCUGCUGCAUGCGGCGCUGGACCACGCGCGCGACUCGAGGUACUGCGCCCGCGGCGACACUGUGGUGGCCAUGCACCGCAUCGGCAACGCCUCGGUCAUCAAGCUGGUGGACAUCAAGUAG